AUGGCGGUGACCAGUGUUUGUUUGAGCUCUGAUGAAGGCACCAUGUACACCGGCGGCAAAGACUGCGCGGUCAUCAGAUGGGACGUGGAGACUGGCAAGAAGGAUGUGUAUCCGGGCGGCCGCAACAAGUUCGAGUGCGGCGCCCACUUCGAGAAGGUCUUGAGCCUCUGCUUGUUGGAGCAGCGGGGCUUGCUGGUCUCUGCGGGCGUGGACCGCUUGGCGCCCGGCUCAGGUACGGCUCUGGGACCCCAGAGCACCUGCCAAGAAUGGCAGUUCACCUUCGAUGACUACAGCUGCCGUUUGUCUUUGGUGCGGCCCAACCUCAUGGCUACGGAUUUUCCAACUCGGCCGCGCCAGCAUUGGUUGGCGGCACGGCUGAACCGCGACCACCAGGGCAGCUACCUGAUUCUGAACCUCUCGGGGGCGAUCUAUGACACCUGCGAGCUGCAAGGCCCCGUGAUGGACGUCGUGAUGUCCGGCUGCGUACUUCCCUUGGAGGUGUUGUUGCGCCUCAUCGUCUCGGUGCAUCAGUGGCUGUCGCGGGCAACAAAGAACGUGGUCGUGGCGCAUGGUGCCGACGCGGGAACGGGCUCCAGCACCGAUCACUUCGGUCCAGGUGCCUACCCUGUGGUGCUGAUAUUCGCUUGCUACCUCAGCUGGGUCGGUAAGGCGGACCACCCCAAGGAGGCGAUGCUGGAGGUCUGCAGGCGAAUGGGCAUCUCCAAGAGCCUUUGCCCGUCACAGCUCAGAUAUCUUAGCUACUUUGAGCUUCUGCAGCGUGGCAAGCUGGACCUCUGGUCCCAUCCAGCUCGUCUUGCACGUGUUGUGCUGAUACACGUGGGCUCGGAAGAUCGAGAACGGGCACUAGAAGUGUGGAAGCAGGAUAUCCUCAUCUUCCGCACCAACGUAAGCGAGGAUGAUGAUGUUUGUCACACCUCCGCCAUCCACAUCACCAGCUCCGCUUGCGGCGACCUUUCCGUCCGAUUGGUAACAAGACGAACGCAGGUGGAUGAUGGCGCUGUGGGUGACUGGGAGCUUGAGUUUCAGGUCUGCUUCCACACGGCCCUGGUGGCCCUGGCUGGUGGCCUCUCCCGGUUCCCGGCCAUGGAGCUGGACGGCAGGGAACGCGGGGCACUGCCCGAAGGCUGUGCAGUGGACGUGUUUGUGGAGAACAUUGAGCCUGUGCAGGAGGCAGAGGAGGGGUCCUCGGCUGCCGCCGCCGCGCAGGGGCCGAAGCCGGCAGCCCCGGAGGGCGCUCAGUUCUUCGACCUUUCAGCAGACGAUGAUGCUGUUGUGGAGGUACCGCCCAGUCGCAGAUCUCCUAGCCGUGUCGCAGUUUUUGCGCCGGAGGACAUCGAUGCGUUCUUUGAGGAUCUUUGA
Messenger RNA from Effrenium voratum, 1380 nucleotides. NCBI's taxonomy places the organism in Eukaryota, Dinophyceae, Suessiales, Symbiodiniaceae. The record is from the annotation of a GenBank genome assembly.